Molecule: messenger RNA, 603 nt
Organism: Solanum dulcamara
Lineage: Eukaryota; Viridiplantae; Streptophyta; Magnoliopsida; Solanales; Solanaceae
Product: L-ornithine N5-acetyltransferase NATA1-like
Exons: 1
Coding region: 1-603 (200 amino acids)
Molecular function (GO): N-acetyltransferase activity
Source: RefSeq, a predicted model, not a curated record
AUGGCAGAGUACCAUGGCCUAUCACAUGUAUUCACUACCACUGAGACAUCGCUUUACAACAAUUUAUUCAAAUCAUCAAAUCCACCUUUUUGCUCUCCAACUGCCCUUAUCUUAGAAAUUUCUCCUAACCCUUUUCCUCAAAUCACAAAAUUAUCCGACCAUAGUACUAAUACAAAUUUCGUCCCAAUUAUCAAGAACAAUUACAAUCUUGAUAAUUUGGAAAUUUUGGACCCCGAACUCAAGACUUAUAGGUCCAAAUUUAAUGGUCAUGAGAAUAAUAAUAAUAAUUGUAACGUUUAUGUAGCGGGGCAUGUACUUGUUUUUCCUAGCUACAAUGGAUUUUUUGAGAAGCCUGGUUUAUAUCUAGACCAAAUGUUUGUAAGGAAAUGUUAUAGAGGGAUGAAGUUUGGAAAAUUAUUAUUUUCUGCUGUUGCAAUGCAAGCUGAGAAAAUGGGAUUGGGGAUGGUGGAUUGGCUUGUGGCUGAUUGGAAUGAAGAAACUAUUAAUUUCUAUGAGAAAAUGGGAGCUCAUUAUAUUCCUGAAUAUAGGCUUUGUAAAUUGUAUGGUGAUCAACUUCAAGGAUAUGGCAAGAAAUCAGACUGA